Sturnus vulgaris (Common starling) is the source of this 1419-nucleotide messenger RNA. It is a transcript of the gene CHST13, whose product is annotated as carbohydrate sulfotransferase 13. Gene Ontology annotation, biological process: carbohydrate biosynthetic process; proteoglycan biosynthetic process. Gene Ontology annotation, cellular component: membrane. Gene Ontology annotation, molecular function: sulfotransferase activity. The record is from RefSeq and is a predicted model, not a curated record. Lineage: Eukaryota; Metazoa; Chordata; Aves; Passeriformes; Sturnidae.
GUCCUCUUCUACUUCCAGAGCAGCCUCAGCCCAGCCUCUGAAGAUAUGAGAUCCACCUGGCAAAGCAAGGCUGGUCGCAGCCCACUCCAGGCCCUGUAUGAGAGUGACCAGUUUGAGCAGUCGUCCCUGCAGGCAGUUCACCAGCAGAGACGGGAGAUGUUGAGCAACGUCUGCAGCCGUUACACGCGCAAGCGGCGUCUCCUGCAGCCGGACGACUUGCGGCACUUGGUGGUGGACGACACGCACGGGCUGCUCUACUGCUACGUGCCCAAAGUGGCCUGCACGAACUGGAAGCGGGUGAUGAUGGUCCUGACGGGGCAAGGCAAGUACAAGGACCCCUUGGAGAUCCCCGCCCACGAGGCCCACGUCCCCUCCAACCUGCGCACCCUGUCCGAGUACAGCGUUCCCGAGAUCAACUCCCGCCUGCGCAGCUACCUCAAGUUCGUCUUCGUGCGGGAGCCCCUGGAGCGCCUGGUCUCGGCCUACCGCAACAAGUUCACGCUCAGCUACAACACGGCCUUCCACAAGCGCUACGGCACCAAGAUCAUCCGGCGGCACCGGCGCCAGCCCAGCGAGCGGGCCCUGGAGCGCGGCGACGACGUGCGCUUCGAGGAGUUCGUGUACUACCUGCUGGACCCGCGCACGCAGCAGGAGGAGCCCUUCAACGAGCACUGGGAGCGGGUGCACUCGCUCUGCCACCCCUGCAUCAUCCACUACGACGUGGUGGGCAAGUACGAGACCCUGGCUGAAGAUGCCAACUACAUCCUGCAGCUGGUGGGGGCCGACACGAGCGUCAAGUUCCCGGCUUCAUCCAAGACCACCAGGACGACGGACGACAUGACGGCCCAGUUCUUCCAGGACAUUAGCCCUUUCUACCAAAGGAGACUCUUUAAUUUAUACAAAAUGGACUACUUGCUAUUCAAUUACUCCAUCCCCUCGUACCUCCGCAUCCGAUGAGGCAGGGGCUGUGGGGGAAGAGGUGAGGGAGAGCUGGAUAACUCUCAUCUUGCUACAGUUCCUCUCCUCCUACCUUGUGCUCAUCUCUUGAUUGACUUCUUCCCUGUGCCCUUGUAUUAAGGUCUGCUCCACCUCCUGAUGCCUUGUUCGUGCAUGAUCUCGAGGAAGAACACUUCUCAAAACACUGGGGCUGGAGCUUUUCCUUCCCUUUCCCUCACAGCCUUCAAUAUCUACAGGGAAUGGUGGUGGGACUGGACACUUCUUGCCUUGGUUGGGGACUUUUAACUAAGAGAAUCCUCCAUAGAACCAAAUCUUGGGAAGGCUUCUUUUUUGGGCAGGAUCCCUUCAGGUCUUUCUUCUCCUUACUGGGCUCUUUGGGGGCAGACAUGGAGUCUCAGGGGUCAGAGUGGAGUGUAUCAGAGACUUGCAUAGAACCAGAAAUAAAGCAAUAAUUUAAUGUAA